AUGAGUCCUUUGUACAUUUUCUUCGCCUUCCUCCUGACUUUUGCACAGUGGUCCAAGGCAAGCAACGAAUUUGAACAUGAGGAACACGGAAAUGGACAUGAAUUUCCUGUUACACAUUUCCGUGCAGUAGCAGCAGCAGCUCCCCUGCUCUAUGGGUACGGAUACGGAUACCCAUACGGCUAUGGUCUUGUCCCAUUCAAGAACCGUAAGAAGGCCGCCCAUAAGGAGAAGAGCUCGCACAGAAAGCCCUUCUCUCUACGCUGGACGUGGGAGUCACCCGGUGGAGGGUACCGUAAUGAAAUAGACCACAGCAUCGUCAAUAAAAGGUGCCGCGUGACGGACGUCGUUGUUGUGCCGAAGUUCUAUACGGGAUGGGACCAUCGCCUCUUCCGAGGAAGAUUUUCAUUCACAAGGAGAGAAGAGAAAGCCGCCAAGUUCAGAGAGCGAAAUCCCAGAACUAUCAUUAACUGGGAUCUCUUCGCUACGUUUGCCGGCUUUUGGGAAGAUUCCGCAAUGAACAACAUCGACGAGGAAUAUGACCGGCUCGUUGAACACCUUCACGACCGCGCGAAGAAGGCUGAGGAUUUUAAAACCACCACGAGACUCCUGUCUCUUGAAACUCUCGAAAAGGCGACAAACCAAGACCUUAAAAAGAAAAGAGCAGAGGUGCUGGCUGAAGCUGUAGAGGCGGGGAAGAGCAUCCGCUAUCCCCGUCGUGACUUCGCCAGUCGCAAGACGAGGAUGACUGCUCUCCGGAACCCGAAGGGAACAGCUAUCGAGAAGGGGAUGGAGAAAAUCAUCUAUGAUUUCUACUCUGAUCUCUUCGACAGCCAUACCCACUUGUCUCCUCACCAUCUGAGGGAACACGGACAUGUCAUUCCAGAGGUUCCUCCGAAGUACGACAUGCUAUCAUGUCGGCAAAAAUCGUACGGCACCCGGUCCUGGCAGAAUAAGACCAGGACAACUGAAGAAUCUUUCGCCAAUAUUCAUCAACACCCUUGCGAAUCUCUUUACACGUUACCUGUCGGAAUACAAGGUUCCUAA
Molecule: messenger RNA, 1044 nt
Organism: Necator americanus (New World hookworm)
Lineage: Eukaryota; Metazoa; Nematoda; Chromadorea; Rhabditida; Ancylostomatidae
Exons: 7
Coding region: 1-1044 (347 amino acids)
Source: RefSeq, a predicted model, not a curated record